UGUGUUUCAGGGCUUCCCUAGCUCGCACAGCCCGGCCAUGCCACCUCCAGCUGACCCCGGGCAAGCCCCAGGCCCGCCUGAUGGUGGAUGGGGCUGGGUGGUGGUCUUCGGUGCUUUUGUGUCUAUUGGCUUUGCCUACGCCUUCCCCAAAGGCUUAGCCAUCUUCUACAAAGAAAUCCAGGAUUUCUUUGGCACGUCCUAUAGCGAGAUCGCGUGGAUCUCCUCCAUCAUGCUGGCCACGACGUAUGGUGCAGGUCCCAUUAGCAGUAUUUUGGUAAAUCGCUAUGGCAGUCGACCUGUGGUUAUGUUUGGAGGCCUGCUCUGUGGCAUUGGGAUGGUCUCAGCUUCUUUCUGCACCAGCAUCCUGCAGCUCUACAUCUGUGUGGGCUUCAUUACAGGAUUUGGCCUUGCUCUCAACCUGCAGCCAUCAGUGAUAAUCAUAGGGAAAUACUUUUUGAAGAGAAGACCCAUUGCAAAUGGCCUUGCUAUGGCAGGGAGCCCUGUGAUGCUUUGUACCCUGGCUCCUCUCAACCAGUUCCUUUUUGAUAAUUUUGGCUGGAGGGGCAGCUUUUUAAUUCUUGGGGCAAUUUUAUUACAUUGCUGUGUGGCUGGAGCUCUCUUCAGACCCAUUGGGCCAGCCAUAGUAGCAGGUAAAACCCAGGCAACUGGGAGGAAGGAUGUUCUGAAAGAAGUCACUGGAAAUGCCACCAAUGCCCCCACAGAGAACAAAAUGGAAGAGGAAGAAGGAAAGGACUGUUGUGAAAAAAUCAAUCAGUACCUUGAUUUUUCCCUCUUUAAGCAUAGAGGGUUCUUAAUUUACCUGAUAGGAAACGUGCUUAUGUUCCUGGGGUUUUUUGCCCCCAUUGUUUUCCUGGCACCCUAUGCAAAACACAUUGGCAUUGAUGAAUAUUCAGCUGCCUUCCUCCUUUCAAUCCUUGCUAUCGUGGACAUGAUUGCCCGACCUACCACUGGCAUCAUUGCCAACAGCAAGUGGGUGAGGCCACGGAUUCAAUACUUUUUCAGCUUCUCCAUUGCUUUCAAUGGUGCCUGUCACCUCCUGUGCCCGCUGGCUUCUGGCUACAAAUGGCUUGUUGUCUACUCUGCCUUUUUUGGCUUGGCCUUUGGCAUGGUUUGUGCCAUGCUCUUUGAAACUCUCAUGGACCUCGUGGGAGCUUCCCGGUUCACAAGUGCUGUUGGCCUGGUCACCAUUGCAGAGUGCUGCACGAUAUUGCUGGGACCACCUAUUGGAGGAACUCUUAUUGAUACCUUUGGGGACUAUAAAUACAUGUUCAUUAAAUGUGGAGCUGUGAUGGUCCUGGCAGGAAUCUUCCUGUUCAUCAUGAAUUAUUAUAAUUAUCGUAUACUUGCCAAGGAGGAGAAGGAGAGAAAGGCAAAAGAAGAGGACCCUCAGUCUGUAAGGACAGAAAGUGAGGACAGAAAUAACUGGAACAAAGAACCUGCGCUGGAUGGGCCAGAGCUGGAACCUUUGAGAGAGGAAGGAGAAGGACUAAAGAAGGAAAUGAAAGGCACAAAUGAAGUUUAACCCUGUCCUCACAUGAUGAAUGGGGAA
Molecule: messenger RNA, 1570 nt
Organism: Dryobates pubescens (Downy woodpecker)
Lineage: Eukaryota; Metazoa; Chordata; Aves; Piciformes; Picidae
Product: monocarboxylate transporter 2
Exons: 4
Coding region: 38-1543 (501 amino acids)
Biological process (GO): monocarboxylic acid transport; transmembrane transport
Cellular component (GO): membrane
Molecular function (GO): monocarboxylic acid transmembrane transporter activity
Source: RefSeq, a predicted model, not a curated record